This is a messenger RNA of Enterobius vermicularis (human pinworm), 951 nucleotides long. NCBI's taxonomy places the organism in Eukaryota, Metazoa, Nematoda, Chromadorea, Rhabditida, Oxyuridae. The record is from the annotation of a GenBank genome assembly.
AUGGUUCAAGGUGAAGAAAACCUUAACUCAACGUUACCUGCCGAUAAUGUAGAAUGUCUGGAGAAAUUUCGACAAGCGUUAACUUCAUUUUCAAUUCCUGACCAGAAGAGCGUGAAACGACCUCCUUUUGGUUUUUCGAAAUGUCCUAACCAAGACGUUGAAAAAUAUUUUGAAUUUGCAGCUAGAGUAGGGAAGCCUUGGUUCAAGUGGGAAGUAAUACGUCCUGCAUUUCUUUGGAAGCUUGAUCAAACGAUAUUAGAUAUGAAAGAAUAUGAAUCAGAUGGCGUGUCUGAGAAUAGCAUUAGUGCUGGUGAAGAAGAAGAGCUGUGUAGUCAACGAGAGUUUAUUCUGAGGAAAGCAGCGCAAUUUGAAGGCACUCCUUUCACAUUCCAGCGAUUAUGUGAGCUUCUCACAACACCUUCCCGUCACUACAAACGAUUGGAUAAGUUUCUGCGUGCUUUGGAAAAAAAUAUUAAUGUAGUGACGACAGUUACUGAGUAUGGAGAAAGAGUUACUGGUGUAGACGAAUAUUUUGAAGACGACGAUGAUAGGCCACGCGGUAUCGAACAAAGUUUUUUUGUAAAGGAAAACGGGUCUCCGAUAGCAGUUAAGAAGGAAGAUAUGGUAAUAGAUGACUCAAGACCAAUGAAUUUAUGCGCCUUUGUAAAAGAGGAUCUGAAAGACGGUUCCGUUACUUCUUGCAAUUUAGAAAAACCUGUUGAAGUCGAUGUUGAAGCAGAUGAGAACUCGGGAAAAGAACGGAUAUUUUGUCCAGUUGAGGAGCAAAUGUCAGGAGUUGAAUUGGCUGCUGAAAAUACUUCUGAAAACAUGAAUGUUGCGGAAGAAAUGGAGGUUGUGCGAGAGGAUGCUCGGGAGAAUGUAGAAAUUAUGAAGGAGCUUUAUCAGCUAGCCGAAAUUGGACUCUUUAAAGUUGGUGGUCUCUACUGUUGA